Scleropages formosus (Asian bonytongue) is the source of this 1587-nucleotide messenger RNA. RefSeq names its product cathepsin S-like. Gene Ontology annotation, molecular function: cysteine-type peptidase activity. The transcript is spliced from 8 exons. Gene Ontology annotation, biological process: proteolysis. The record is from RefSeq and is a predicted model, not a curated record. Bases 196 to 1188 code for a protein of 330 amino acids. NCBI's taxonomy places the organism in Eukaryota, Metazoa, Chordata, Actinopteri, Osteoglossiformes, Osteoglossidae.
AACAGCAAAGGAAGUGAAAGAGAAAGGAGGUCGUUGAAAAGCGAACAACAUGUAGGAAGUUAGAGUGACACCACACACCCGUGUUUCGGCUUUCUGAGACUGAGACGUGUUCACACAACCCGAGAGCGCUGUCAGUGCUGCACACACCUCACCUGUUCAUACACAGAACGUCAGUGUUUAGGUUUAAUUUUCAGCAUGAUGUUGUGGAGCCUGUUCUGUGCUGCGGUGUUUGGACCAGCAGCAGCCCUAAUAAGUUCAGACCUGGACCUGCACUGGCAGAUGUGGAAGAGCAAACAUGACAAAUCCUAUCAGGACCAGGCGGAUGACCUGCUACGACGGCAGAUUUGGGAGAAGAACCUCCGGCUGAUUGCACUUCACAAUUUGGAGGCAUCCAUGGGGAUGCACACAUAUGAUCUGAGCAUGAACCACCUGGGAGACAUGACCUCAGAAGAGAUUAUAGCAACCCUGACUGGGAUCCAUGUACCCUCAGAUCUCCAAAGGAAAUCAUCUGCAUUUGUGGGAUCCUCUGGAGCUGCUCUUCCAGAUUCCAUUGACUGGAGAGAAAAGGGUUAUGUUACUGCUGUGAAGAAUCAGGGGGCAUGUGGAUCUUGCUGGGCUUUUAGCGCUGCAGGGGCCUUGGAGGGGCAGCUGAUGAAAACCCAGGGGAAACUGGUUGACCUAAGUCCACAAAACCUGGUUGACUGUUCCUCCAAAUAUGGCAACAAAGGCUGUCAUGGAGGGUUCAUGACUCGGGCUUUCCACUAUGUCAUUGACAACAAAGGUAUCGACUCUGAUGCCUCCUACCCUUACACAGGACAUGAUGAUCAGUGCAAGUAUAAUGCAGCCAACCGUGCUGCUAACUGCACCAGUUAUCACUUUGUGUCUGAGGGUGAUGAAGAGGCACUAAAAGAGGCAGUGGCCACCAUUGGACCCAUUUCUGUGGCCAUUGAUGCCACCCAGCCAAAAUUUGCCUUCUACCGCAGUGGUAUCUACGAUGAUCCUGGCUGCACUCAGAAGGUAAAUCAUGGUGUGCUUGUAGUGGGUUAUGGCACACUGAAUGGCGUGGACUACUGGCUAGUGAAAAACAGCUGGGGACAAUAUUUUGGUGACCAGGGGUACAUUCGAAUGGCACGAAACAAGAAUGACCAGUGUGGCAUCGCCCUGUAUGCCUGCUACCCAGUCAUGUAAUGCUUUAACUCCUGAUAAGGCAGCAGUGACCUACUACAUUAUUCUAAGUGAUAUUUGUACCACUUUUAUCUGAACUCCUUUAUUAUGAGAUCUUUAUUGCACUUUAAAUCAAUAUUCAGGCCCCUACAUAGCAAAUGGUCCUACUUCCUGCACAUAUUACAUUAAUGUGUCAAUGAACAAUGCAUUUGCAUUGCAUUGGACUUACAGUUCUAUAUUUAAAAUAUCAUAAAAAGUCUAGAUUUCAGAUCUAUUCUUUUAUAUUUCAGAUUAUUGUUUAUUACUGAUUUCUUGAAAAAUUACUUUCAGCAGGAGUAAUACUUUCUGUAAUAUGGAGAGUUUCCUUUGAGCUUUUGUCUUUAAGAUAUAUCUGUGACAAAAGGGAUGGUUUCCUAAAAAUCU